AUGGCCCAAGAGGAGCUUCGACCUAGCGCAGCUCGCUCUCCAUGGCGACAACUUGGUCAUGUGUCCAGAGUGAUUUUAAUAAUUGUCGGUCUACCAUACACUCUCAUCGCGGCUCUCAUUUGCCGGCCUCACCCGAAGUGGACGUUCAGACAGACUCUCAGUGCACGCUUGAUUCGGAAAUACUCGGACGCGUUCGGUCGGGCUGGUGUCAGUGCAAACCUCACACUAGACCCUCGCAAACAAGGAGAAAGAUUCCAAGUUGUCGACCCAGCGCAAUUCUCAGAGUCAUUCUAUCAAGGUCCUGCUGUGAGCUCAACUGUUGCACCAUCAAAGGUCGGGGGAACUUGGUAUCCCAAGAAGCCCGAGAGCCUAGAAGGCCGGAUCUUUCUCUGGAACCACGGCGGUGCCUUCGUCAUGGGCGAUUCUCGAGAGCUGUUCUGUGGCUUCCUCGCGAAGGUGCUUCUUGAGCACGCAGGGGCUGAUGCCGUCUUCUGUCUCGAAUACCGUCUCUCCGGAUACGCCAAAAAUCCAUUCCCGGCUGCGCUGCAAGAUAUGAUCUCAGCAUAUGCUUAUCUUACAGAGACGCUGAAGAUCCCUUCAACUUCGAUCACCAUUGGUGGCGAUAGUGCUGGAGCAAACCUGUGCCUAGCCUUUCUCCGGUACGUUGAGGGGCAUAAUACUGGCAUCAAGCCACCCAGCUCUGCGGCUCUUGUCUCACCAUGGGUCAGCCCUCUCGAGUCAUUGAGUCCUACACGCACAUACCAGAAUGAGAAGGCUUAUUCGACCGACUACCUUGCGAUGUCGAGCUUGCAAUUCGGUGCCAAUGCGUAUGCUCCUUCGCUGGAAAUUGAUGGCUCAGCUAUUCCAUACAUCGAGCCUCUUGGUCACUACUUCGCCACCAGCGUUCCUAUCUUUGCCCACUAUGGCGAGUGUGAGAUCUUGGGUCCUGGUAUUGUGGCUUGGGCUGAGGGCAUGCGAGACGUUUCUGGCAACGAGGUCGAACUAUUUUGCGAGGAAGAUGUACCGCACGACACCAUUGCCUCAGGAAACCUGUUGGGCUGGGAAGAAAGUGCGUACGGGGUCGGAUCCAAGAUCGGUGCCUUCGUACGCGCCCACAGCAAGAACACACACACUUAA
Molecule: messenger RNA, 1137 nt
Organism: Diaporthe amygdali
Lineage: Eukaryota; Fungi; Ascomycota; Sordariomycetes; Diaporthales; Diaporthaceae
Product: alpha beta hydrolase fold-3 domain containing protein
Exons: 1
Coding region: 1-1137 (378 amino acids)
Molecular function (GO): hydrolase activity
Source: RefSeq, a predicted model, not a curated record